Messenger RNA from Prorocentrum cordatum, 4881 nucleotides. The record is from the annotation of a GenBank genome assembly. NCBI's taxonomy places the organism in Eukaryota, Dinophyceae, Prorocentrales, Prorocentraceae.
GAAGCGGAGAGGGAUGCCAACCGUCUGGAAGCUUCGGACGGCACGACCUCGGAGGAGGAUGGCAACCCGCUCGUGCAGGAUCGCGUGCUGAGGCGAAAGAUCCACCAUGCGAAGAUGGCAGAAGAGCCAGGUAUGAAGCACGUUUCGGUGCUAGAACGAAGCUCGGUAGGAGAACGAACCUGGGCGCAAUAUCGAAAGCUAUAUCGAGGCCUGGUGGGCUACGUCGACGAGUGCAAGCUGAACACCGACAAAGUGCAGGACUUCGACGUGGCCAUUGUCUCCUUCAUGACCCACAUGUACAUGCUGGGCUACGACGCGGGCAUCGGCCAGAAGUUGAUCGCAGCCGUGGUGUUCUUUCAACCUCGCUUCGGCAAGCUAGGUCACCUGGACAUGGCCAUCUGGACGAUCAUCGCUCUCUGCACCUACCUGCGUCCAGGCUCUAUGAUGCAGCUCACCAGGGGCUCGCUGGCCCCACCUACCAUGAAGGUCGACACCCUGUGGCGUGUGCUGGCGCACAGGUCAGACCUCCACCAGGCGCCGUUCCACAAGUCGGGUCCCGACACCGCGGGUACGGACAGGUCGCCCAUUGACGCGCAGAUAGCCAUCGAGGCGGCCAAGCAGUCGCGGACGGCCGCUCCGAGUGCGGUUGCACCGACCAACGGGUUCUCCAACAAAGGCUGCGCGGACUUCCACGGCACCAGGUGGGCUUCUCUGCGGGCCUUGCGUUGCUGCGUUUUCCAGGCCGGGGACGGCUACCCCGAGUACGUCGAAGAGAGGGUAUACGAGGAAGUGAUGUCCGUUGUCGGCCAUGGCCCAAUCACGUGGGAGGCCCUGGGCAAGAUGAAGUACUGCACGCAGAACGUGGGGCCAGCGGAAGCAGCGCCUCAUGGGAUGCUCCAGUGGGCGUGGGUACGCUACGAAGGAGAGCCAUUGUGGCACCAGCGCCUGAUCUUCGGGCGACGGGUCCGGACGCCACUGGAGAGAGUCAGUGAGUGGAUGGUGCUCAUCUGUGCGGUGGACACCGACAUCUAUGAGGAAGACUACUCAUGCCAGGGUCGGGACAUCAUUGCGGUGAGGUUCACAUCCGAUCGAGCCACCUUCCCCGCUGGAGCUGGUGCCGCCAACUCGUACAGGUUCAGGCGGAACCUCACGGUGGUGGAGAUGCAGCAGAUCGACCAGACCGCGCUGGACUACUGCACCGCCGCCCUAGUGGCCGACCACCAACGCCUGCUGCUGCCCGCGCCGGGGGGGCCGUUCCUCGUGCCGCUGACCUUCGGCCCUGCAGGGGACGUGGCCGCCGCGCUGGCCGCUCCAGCGGCGGUGCCCGCUAGCGCCCUGGCGGCGGCUCCCCUCGCAGGCGGAGCGGCCCCAGGCGGCGCGGCCGCGGCUGAGCUGGGGGCCGCAGCCCCAGCUGCCGCGGCAGCGGUGUGGGCGCUGGUAGAGUCGACCACGGCGGGCAAGCGCGGGACGGCGGUGACCCCGCCCGCCGGCUCGGACCUCCGCGGGGCCGUCGGCUUGAUGCCUCAGGCGGACGGGACGCGGGUAGCCAUCCGCUCGAUCUCGGAGCCCGCGCAGACCUACGCGGGACGGGAGGCCGCGUCAGACGCCAGGCUGAUGAGCAUCGUCGCGAACCCAGCGGUUCCAGGCGGCAGGCUCCUGAGGCAGUGGCGCGAUGCGGUGGCCAGCUUCACCGAGGAGUCGUUCGUGGGCCACGCCGAUUCGGUAGAGGGCGAGAUCAUUCGGACCCUCAACGAGCUGUACCUUGGCCAGCCCUCGCCCCCCGUCGGCCAUCCUCAGCCCAUCACUGCGGGCCAGCAGCGGGCCUUGGACAAUGCGCGCAACGCAGUCCGACGGUUCGAUGCCCCCCCGGAGGGGUUGACUGGCUCAGGAGCCCUUGAGGAGCCCCGAGUUCUCAGCGACUAUGCUGGCGAGAGCGCCACCGUCGCUCCGCUCGACUUUGAUAAUAUAAACAGCCUCUCUCUCUCGGACGAGGGCUUCAAGCCAGUGCCGCUUGACACGCUGGGCGGGGGUGCUGGCCGCAGGAUAGUCGAGCGGUUUCAUGAGAUGAUGUUGCCCCAGUCUGAGGGUCGAGCUCGGAUCGAGUCCGAGGGCCCCCGGAAGCUCUACACCGACCCGGCGCUGAGGGACCCCAAGCUGCAUAAGUCGGUUAAGCUGCGGCUCAUCCUGGACGGCAGGCACGCGCCCCUGCACUUCCAGGUCCCCGACAAGGUCGCUCUCGCGUCGGGGGCGACCUUCGCCGGCCUCCACUUGGACGGGGGCAAGCCCAUCGCGGUGGCGGAGGUCGACCUGGCAGAUGCGUUCUACACGAUGAUGCUGCCGCCGGAGUUCAGGAAGUACUUCGCGCUGCCUGGCUGCCGCGCGGGGUUGCUGGGCCUCGAGGGCACCACAGACGGGCGGCCCCUGGCUGGGACCGACCUGGUGUACCCGUGUUUCAGGUGCCUUCCGAUGGGCUGCUCCUUCAGCCAGUGGACUUGCCAGACAACGCUGGAGGGGAUGGCCCUGAAGGGACCCCAGCUGCCCCUCGCGAACCGCUUCCUGGACCGUCGGCCGGUGCCGCAGGCGUCCGAGGGGGUGAUUCACACCGAGUACUUCGACGAGAAGUUCCCGAUCAUCGGGCUGAACCCCGCGCUGCGGUGGAAGCUGAGGCUGGCUUUCUUGGAACUUCUUGUCGCGUUCUGUUCUCGAGACGCUGGUGCCGCGUUCGACAGCACGCGCACGAUGGUGGACUCAUCGCGGUGGGGAGUAGGUGUCACUCAGAAAAGGUUGUCAGCUCAGGUGGCUCUUGAGCUCUCCAAGUACAAUGAGAGAUGGAGAUUCAGCCCUCAUCAGGAGUCCGAGGUGUCGCAUAGGUCCCACGCCUUCAAGUCGGCGACCUCCGCCAGCCCCUUCAUCCCAGAGUCGGUCAUCAGCCUCGACUGCUCCGAGAACCCGAAGGCCCCGAUCAAGGAGCCCCUGGAGGCGCCCAUAGAAGAGCCCGUCAAGGAGUCCGUGGUGGAGGGGGUGCACGUGGAGGAGGAGAGGUUCAAUGACAUCGAGGAGGAUGAGGAGGUCCCCGAAAUCCCAUACGACGUCUGGGCGAGUGGCUGGAUCCCGGUGGUGUCCCGUCGCUGGAGUCGCUCAGAGCAUCAGGUUGUCUUGGAGGCCCGUGGCAUGGUCGUGGCCGCCCGCCAUGUCCUUCGACGCAUCUCAUCAUUCAACCGCUGCCAUCUCUGCUUGGGCGACUGUUUGGGGGCCAUCCUGGCCGCCACCAAGGGACGCCCAUCGCGACGGGAGAUGGGCCGCGUGCGCCGGCAGCUGACGGCCCUUUCGCUGGCUAGCGGCGCGGCUUUCUUCUGGAACUGGGUCCCCUCAGAGAGGAACUCGGCCGAUCGUGCAUCCAGGAGCUUGCCGGGCAGCUGGCCCGACAUCGGGCCCCCGCCCGGCCUCGAAGAGGAGGCGCGCUGGCCCCCCGACUGGGCGAGCCUCCUCGACGGCAGCCGCGAGUUCAGCGAGGCCCGGGGAGCUGGCCGCCGAGCCGCUGGACCGCCCAGGGCGGGCAAGCCGCCGGCGGGCGAGACAUCCCCAGGGAGUGAGCUGGCGGGGACCGCUGUGGACUACCAGGCCCGAUACCAAGAUUUCCUGACUUGGGCGGCGAACGCGGGCCUGUCGGUGGCGACCGUCACGGACUUGGAGGAGGCGCUCCUGCAGUACUUGAACCAGCAGUACUUCGACGGGCACGACUCACCGGACGGGCCGAAGGUGGCGGCGGCGGUGGCGCACUUCCGGCUGGACCUGGCGCCGAAGCUUGCCAACUUGCCGAGGGUGUUGCGGGCGCUGAAGGGCUGGAAGAUUCUGGCGCCUCCCCGCGCCCGCCUGCCCCUGCCGUGGCCGGUCGUGGCCCUAGUGGCCGACUGGAUGGCGGCGAACGGCUUCUUGGCCGCCGCCCGAGCGACCGCGCUGACCUUCGUCCUCUACUUGCGGCCGUCGGAGACGCUGUCGCUGCGGGUCAAGUCCGUCGCGCGGCCGGUCAGGGCGGGUCCGCGGCACCUGAGCAAGUACUCGAUCCUGCUGUUCCCGGCGGAGCUCGAGGCGAGGUCGAAGACCAAGGACUACGACAUCAGCAUCUUGUUGGACAACCCGGAUUUCAGCUGGGUCGACCAGAUGCUGGAUCGCCUCGUGGAGGGACGUGCUAUCGACGCGCCCCUGUUCCCCCUGGACAUGAGGUCGUGGGUGCGGGCGUUCCAGCAGGCGGGCGUCGCCCUCGGGCUGGACGCCCUUGGCCCCCCGGUGCUCUUCCAACUGCGCCACGGGGGGGCCAGCCACGAAAUGCUGACGAACGCCAGGGAGUUCGGCGACAUCAAGAAGCGCGGGCGCUGGGAGGCCGACAGGAGCCUCAAGCGAUACGCGAAAGGUGGUCGAGUUCAAGAGCAGCUUCAACCUCUGCGACCCGUGUACCUGGAGAUCUUCAGUGGCUCUGGGAACUGGUCCCGGGCGUUGCGGCGAAGCCUGGCAUCUCGCCUGGCGCCGCGGGUCUUCGAGCUGGACGUGGACCACGAGCCGGUCCUCGGUGACCUCAGCCGUCGGCGAGCCCAGCGCACAGUGCGCGGGUGGCUCCGUGGUGGCCUGCUGCAGGGCGUCUGGCUUGGGAUGCCCUGCAGCUCACGGUCACGGGCACGGAACCGGCCGAGCGGGCCACCUGCCCUGCGGGACGCCCCCCACGUGCUGGCCCUGCCCAACCUGUCGUCGAGUGACUCUCUCAAGGUCGAGACGGGUAACCGGCUGUCGCAGUUCUCAUUCAGCCUCUUCUUAGAGUGCGCCAGGCGUGGAGUCCCCUCAGCAAUCGAGAACCCGUCCACUUCGUGGCGCGUCAACCAGAGUUAA